AUGCGUUUUACCCAGAUUGUGGCAGCCGCCCUAUUCCUGGCUGCCACGGAAGCUACUGUGGCUCCCAUAGACAGAGCUCGCAAAGUCCUAGGGAGCCAGCAUGUUUUUGACAAACGUGAUACCACCAGCGGGCCCCCAAGGGCACCCAGGCAUCUGACUAGCAAAAAUAAGAAAUUCUAUGUUGAACCAACCAGCAUUCCUAAUGUCCCUUUUGACAUUGGAGAGUCGUACGCUGGAAACCUCGCCAAUACUCCAGCUGGAAACUCCAGCUUGUUCUUCUGGUACUUCCCAUCAGAGAACCCUGAUGCUAAGAACGAAAUCACUAUUUGGCUUAACGGUGGCCCCGGCUGUAGCUCCAUGAUUGGACUCCUUCAGGAGAAUGGACCAUUCUUGUGGCAGCCGGGCACGGAGAUCCCGGUGCGAAACCCUUUUGCCUGGUCUAAACUGACGAACAUGGUGUGGAUUGACCAACCUGCGGGAACUGGCUUCUCUCCCGGUCCGCCCACCGUCAAGGAUGAGGUCGAUGUUGCAAACCAAUUCAGUGACUUUUGGAAGAGAUUCAUGGACACCUUUGAUCUCCACCACAGCAACGUAUACCUUGCCGGAGAGAGCUAUGCUGGCCAAUACAUUCCUUACAUUGCUAGCGAAAUGCUGGACAGAAAGGAUUCCGAAUUCUUCAACGUCCAAGGUAUCACUAUCAUUGACCCAUCUAUUGGCGCUACCGAAGUGAUCAUCGAUGCCCCAUCCGUUCCAGCAAUGCACCGCUUCAACAACGUUCUUGACUUAAAUGAAACAUUUGUUAACGACAUUACCGAGAAAUGGGAGAGCUGCGGAUACAAAGAGUUUAUGGAUAAUGCACUGAAAUUCCCCCCAGCUGGCCCACUGACCAUUCCUGGAAAGACUGCCGGCUGUGAUGUCUGGGAUGAAAUAAUCACCGCCGUGAAGAGGAUUAACCCAUGCUUCAACAUCUAUCACCUCAAGGAUAACUGCCCAAGCCCGUCUAAUCCCAUGGACGGACCAAAUAACUUCUUUAACAACAAGCAGAUCCAGGAAGCCCUUCAUGCCCACCCAACUGACUACCGUCUCUGCGGAGAAUCCCCAAUCUUCGGCCCUCACCGCAACGAUAGGUCUGUUCCUAGCACAUUUGGCCCUCUUGCCAGCGUUAUUGAGAGAACGAACAACACCAUUAUCGCCCACGGCGACCUUGACUUCCUUCUUUUCGUGGAAGGCAGUUUGGCUUCUAUCCAAAACAUGACUUGGGGUGGCCUCCAGGGCUUCCAGAAAGAACCAUCUGACAAGUUCUACGUUCCAUACAAGGAUGAAACCCGUACUGGUGGAGCUGGAUAUGUUGGAAAGACACAUCGUGAGCGUGGCCUUACAUGGGCCACCGUUGAUCUCGCUGGACAUGAAAUCCCACAAUACGCUCCUACUGCUGGAUACCGUCUCCUUGAAUACAUGCUUGGAAGAGUCAACAGCUUGACUGAAACCCACUAG
Messenger RNA from Microsporum canis CBS 113480, 1494 nucleotides. RefSeq names its product carboxypeptidase cpdS. The record is from RefSeq and is a predicted model, not a curated record. NCBI's taxonomy places the organism in Eukaryota, Fungi, Ascomycota, Eurotiomycetes, Onygenales, Arthrodermataceae. Gene Ontology annotation, biological process: proteolysis. Bases 1 to 1494 code for a protein of 497 amino acids. Gene Ontology annotation, molecular function: serine-type carboxypeptidase activity. The transcript is spliced from 4 exons.